AUGGGUCGGGCACAGACAGUAACCACCACGCAAGCCAAGACAGGGAAGUUUGCGCCCAUCCGGGUUCGUUCCUUGGAGGCUCAAUUGAUGUCAAGUUCACGUCAAUAUGCACGCAUGCGCAGAGCACGAAAUCCCAAUGUCAUCUUUGGUGACUUGAAGGCAGCGCCAAGCAAUGAAGUUGACUACUUGUUGAGGCCUUUGAGUGCCACUGUAGUUGAGAUUCGAAGUGAGGAUCAUGCUGUUGUUCUGUCUCAUCCGCAACCGUGGGAUGACACCAAACCCAUCGUCUGCCAUGGGUUGGCUUUGCCUGUUAUUCAUGCUGAGGAAGACUGCCUGUGGUUGCAAGACAUUGACGCAGUGUCACGAGCGGAUGUUGUUACCCAACUUCACUGCACCGGAACAAAGGAGGACCUUGAAGCUGCAUUUGCCCAGGCUUGGAAAGCACGGUGGGAUCGACACCGGGAUGUGCCUUUUGAGCGGUGGAACGUCAUCCUGGAUUUCGCACGUAGGUUCUUGCCCCGGCGCCAGCUUCGUUGGCCGAGCAUCACUCCUGAAGAGUUAGACACUUUGUACGGCAGUAGGGCUGCGAGAUAUGCCGGGCAGGUGUGGAGCCAGCUUCUCUGGGCUGUGGAAGCAUUCAUUGAAGCGUUGGACCUUCUUUUGGAUCAGAAGAAAACUUUUGUGUGGUCCACUAGCAGCCAGGGCCGCCAGUGCCUUCGGGACCAGGGUUUUACAGUGGUUGACAGUUGCCGCAUGUUAGGAGCACAUGUCCAGACAACUCGCAAGCAUACCAAUGCUACUCAGAUGGUUCGUAUCCAUGCACUGCAGUCCAUGUGGCCUAAACUGAAGUUGUCCGCGUCGCCGUAUGAACUGAAGAUCCGUGCAAUCCGUGUUGCUGCCUGGCCUAAGGGCUUGCAUGCCAUUGCUUCCACUACGGUCUCGCUGCAAACAUUCUCCAAUUUGCGGUCUGGUGCCAUGAAAGGUUUAGCUGCUGAUGGGUCGGGAUGCAAUGCAAUGGUGCAUCUUGGUAUGGUAGAACGGCCAGCCACAGAUCUGCACUUUUGGACAGUUUUGCAUACCCUACGAAUGGUCAGGGACUGUGGUGUACCAGAAGUUGUCCAUCCUGCGUUGUGGGAGUUGGCUCGUGGGAAUCAAGAGUAUGCCACCAAUGGGAUCUCAGCUACACUGCUGACCCGUCUCCAGUUGCUGGGGUGGCACAUCCUGUCACCUACGUUGGUAGUGGAUGAUUUUGGCAGCUUUUCCCUGUUGGCCAUUUGUCUUGCGGAGCUGCAGUGGAGGAUGGAAUGGGCUUGGGUUAAGGUUGUGGCCGCCCAUGUGUCCCACAGACCUGGUUUUGCUGCUUUGGAGUGUGUUGAUCCAGUCCGCACCAGGCAAUGGCUGGCCAAGUUGAUCUUACUAGGUGCUGAUGUGAAGAUCAAUUCCCCCAAUGCUGACCUGUGGACCUUGAUUGCAGAGGACGUGAUUGCCGGGACCCAAAUCCAAAUCACGAAAGUGUUAGCACAUCGUGAUGUCUCUGCCGCGAACUCGCCUUUGGAAGAGUGGUGUUUUCUCCACAACCAGUAUGCGGAUAGAGCUGCUGCAAGGGCUAAUGAGUGCCGUGAUGCAUCUUUCUGGCCGCUGUUGGCUCGACAUGCGAGUGCGUGCAGGAGUGUUGAUGAGUGGAACACCACUAUUCAACAGGUUCUUUUGUUGGUUAGCCGGAAAGUCCUGUAUCAGGCCAGACCGUUGGAUCCCGUUGAACCAGUUCCAUCAGAGUCCCUUCCUCUGCCAAGGUGGAAACCGUUGCCUCCUUUACCAAGCCCUCCGGGGGGAGCCAUCAGAUGGUAUGGAUGUGCCAUUGUGACCAAGUUGAUGAGGUGGUUUUGGGACGCAGUUGAGUGUGAACUGGGACAGAUGGCAUGGGUAUCUAAUGCGCAGCUUUACAUGGUCUUUGCUCUGACAACUGGAGAAGCGGGCCCUGUUCACAUUCAUGGCUGGAGGGAUAGUGCAGACAUGCCGCUUCAUGCACUGAGGAGCAUUGGGUUCAAGGAGCGAGUCAGGUGGUUUGGCAAGGUCCUGCGUGAGACUCUACGACACGCUGGUGUUUAUGUGACUUCCAGAUACUGCCGACCUGCCAGUCACAUGAUUUGCAUGCACGCAAGCUGUUUCGGGGCUCCGUGGGAUCCUGGGCUACUUGAUGCCGUAGACAGAUGGAUGAUGAGAUUUGAGCAGUAG
This is a messenger RNA of Cladocopium goreaui, 2235 nucleotides long. Lineage: Eukaryota; Dinophyceae; Suessiales; Symbiodiniaceae. The record is from the annotation of a GenBank genome assembly.